CUGACAGAUUCUCUAUGUAGUAUAGUGCAAAAUCUAGUUAUAUACUUAAAAAUUGUCUAUUCAAAUACCACCACCAUAAGAACCAAUCCAGAAGAAGUUGUUGCCUGUGAAGGAUGCCUUCAGCAGCGAAUGCAAAGUCCGAAAAACCAGCCUCUUCGGAGGCUACGGAUAAUUCACCUGUACGGCAAAUUAUCACCGUUAUUGAACACAAAAUACGCAAUUUGGAAAAAAGAAAGAGUAAGCUGACAUCAUACCGUGACCUGCAAAAGGCUGGUAAAGAAUUAAACACAGACCAAAAAGUAGCAGUAGCAAAGUAUGAUGAGGUUGUGCAGACACUGGAUUUUGCAAGAGACCUCUCUAAACAAAUUACUGCUAUUGUGUCAUCAGCCGAGCGUGAGGCCAAGAAGCAGGCUAAAAAGGAUGCAUGGGUGCGAUAUGCUGCUGAAACAAACAAAAUCAGAGAAGUUUUGCUAAUUUUGGACUGCCUUAUGCAAAUGGGCAGCUCGGAAGCUCGUGAAGACUUCUUGAAUGGAACUAAUGGAGCAGCAAAACUCACUGAAGAUGAUUUAAAAAUUUUGGAUGAAUUAUAUCCUGAAGUUACACCAAAACAUGAACUAAAUGAGGAAGGUCAAUCGGGAUUUCACAUGCAAACAGUUAAAGCUGCGGAACAUUUAUAUGCAAUCAUUGACGGAAAACCAAAAGAGAUUUUGGGCACAACUUAUGCUCACAUCAAGGAGAUAGUCACUACUGUUCAUGAAUGUGGAUAUUUUGACAAGAGCGGUGAUGAUGCUACUCCAGUCGAGAAUGAUGAGGUUCAUGUCAUAGUGGAUGAAGAACAACAGCAUGUGAUUACUUUGGAAGUGGAGGAGACUAAUGCUGUACCUUAUCCUCCUCCGGCCAUGCUGCCCCCUGCGCCCGCGCCCUCUGUGGUACCCGCGCCGGCCUACCCUCUGCGUCCUCUGCCUCCUAUAACCCUUCAGGAAGUCGAGCAUGCAUAUUUCUCUCAACAGUAUCCCCAGCAGAGACCUAUUUCAGAAGUUAUAGGUUCACAAAACUUCUUCUUUCUCCAGGAUUCCGAAAUUGACAGUCCCAUAGGUACUCCGCAUCCACCACAAAUUAUGAAUCAGCCAUCUCCACCUGCACCGAUCCCCACACAGACAUUCACAAACCAACACUUUGUGCAAUUACCUGGAGCCCGGGUACCUGAACAGACUAUGCCCAUGCCCCCGCAGCCGCACUUCGCCCCGCACCACGAGCACGCAGGGUACCCGGGUGUCCCCCUGCCGGCUUCUCUGCCUCCCCAGCAACCCCUUGUUCAUCCCCAACCCAUCCCCCAGCCCCAGAUGCAGCCCAUGCCACAGCCGCUUCCUCAAACAGUUCUUAUUGAACAACAACUUCCAGUACUGGUUGAAGAGAGAAAAGCUCCCACUCCAAAUGAGGACAAAAAUGAAGACGAGUGGAAAGAAAGCCGAAGCCCCGAGAAUGAAGAAGGCUACGAGCGCAAAACUCAAGGCCAAGGAGAUGGUCAAAAUAGAUACAGGCGAUAUGGUCGUACGGUGAUCCGGGGUUCCUCCAACGGAUAUCGCGGACGUGGUUCCUACCAAAACAGACAAAAUGAUGGAUACCACCCGCGCGGUGAAUAUCAGAACAGAGGAAACAAGGAUGGUUAUCAGAACAGACAGUAUGAUGGCUACCAGAACAGACACAAGGAUGGGUACCAGAACAGGGCCGGCAGCGAGUACUACGGCAACGGAGACACGGGCGACAGCCACCACCACGAGAACGGCGGCCGCGACAGAUACGACACUAACCAGUAUCAGGGAGGAUUCAAAAGCCGCGGCCGGGGCGGGCCCCGCGGAGGCGCGCGCGGCGCCCCCCGCGCCCCGCGCCCGCAACACUACAACCGAAAACCUGACAAUGUCGAAUAACUUGCGAAGCCUAACAAAUAUAUCAUUAUAAAUUAGGCAUCGCACUCACUCUAAUGAUGACUCAAUCAAAUCAUUCGUGGAAGGCAAAUUUCACCGGCAACAACGCGCUGGGGCAACAACAAAACAAGAGAUUAACGCUAAAAAAAUAAAAAAAGAAUAAAAAAAAAGUAAAAUAAUAAAAUUUGAAACUAAACAAAAAAUAAGUUUACAUGAGUUUAGAUGUAUGAUAUAUGCAAUUAUAAUAAGUUACGUUAAAUCUAGAUUCUUGUAUAGGUUUAUGUGACGCAAGUGACGGCGCCGACGCCGCCUCGUGAUAUACAGAAGUACAGGAGACGUGCACACCACUGAUCACUGACCACUGACCAAAUGUCAACCGCGAUCCUUCCAAUUCUCAGUGACCUUUCUAUUUUAAUUACACUCUGUAUUUUUAUGUAUUAACGAACUAUUUUAUGUUUGUUUUCUUUUAAUGAUUAUGAUAUGUAUAAACCAGAUGAUUUUAAUAAUUUUGUAUUGUCCGCUUCUUUGAAUGUGUUAAUAUGUUAAUAAUAAAAUUGCAAUGAUUCACUUUUUCCACUGUCUCACCAUUUUGAGAAUCUUUUUUUAUAAUAUUUUAAUUUAACAUCGUGCGAGAUGUUAUGAAAUUGCAGGAUGUGAAUAAUGUGUCUUUGGUAAAUUUGGUUAAAAUCCAUUUUGCCUCUCUAUUUCUUUACAUCGUUCUCAAUAGAGGCUGUGUGCAAGCAAAUUAAAGUAUUCUAUGAA
Molecule: messenger RNA, 2687 nt
Organism: Papilio polytes (common Mormon)
Lineage: Eukaryota; Metazoa; Arthropoda; Insecta; Lepidoptera; Papilionidae
Gene: Capr
Product: caprin homolog
Exons: 4
Coding region: 114-1928 (604 amino acids)
Cellular component (GO): cytoplasm
Molecular function (GO): RNA binding
Source: RefSeq, a predicted model, not a curated record